Messenger RNA from Echinostoma caproni, 1707 nucleotides. The record is from the annotation of a GenBank genome assembly. Lineage: Eukaryota; Metazoa; Platyhelminthes; Trematoda; Plagiorchiida; Echinostomatidae.
AUGGCCUUAUCCUUCUGCGAGGAAAGCGGUAUCGAUUUACUCCCAGUUGGCAGAUCGGCUGAUCUGGAGUAUGCAGCUAACAUUCUGCUACUAAGUAAAGAUCCGGGUAAGUUGCAAGCUUUUCUGGAUAGUUUGAGUGCUAGUGUAUCCAUGUUCGGUAUGCGUUUUGCACCUUCAAAGUGUAAAAUGUUACUACAAGAUUGGAUUGGUCCAGCACCCAGUCUUACCCUAACUGGGGAAGUAGUAGAGGGAGUUUUUUUAUGGCACAAUAUCGACGAAUACUACGUUGGAGAAAAACCGGAAAAAGAGGUCACUUUUUCAAAUCUCAACGAUAAUAUCAGCUAUAAAAAUCUUGAAGAAAUGUGUAAACCAUUUGGUGUAAUCGAAGAAGCCAAAAUAUACUACCAUCCGAAAACUCAACGGCACUUGGGAAUCGGGACGGUUGUCUUUCAAAGCUCCCGUUGUGCUAAAGCUUGUGCAGAAGCACUGCACCAAACAUCUAAAAUGGGAAACAUCAUGGAUGUUCAGGUGGACUUUUUAGGUGCAAAUCGACUGCGUCUUUUAGCUCAGCAAAUGGCUGAUCUUCUCCCUCAUGACGCGACAGCCCACCACAAAUCAUCUAUGCGUUCAUGUUCUGCGAUUGGCUAUCAACAUUUCGAUCAUCGUGAGCUAAGAACACCUCAUUCCCAAACAUCAAUGCUGCAGAUUCCAAGAUCAUGCGCUUCACAUCAGAAGACAGAAAGAGCUCGGUCAUCUAGCCUUAGAGAUUUGCCUCCGUCACACUGCAUGACCACAUUCAACUCGCAUCUUUUUGGGGGUCCUAGCGUUCCUGGGUCGGAAUUGGUUGCUGAUCAGAAGGACGGCUCAUGUGAAAAGAAUGUUCCAAUUGAACAUCCCGGAUCAACCGAUCGUCUCAGGGCACCUUUAUUAAAGACACCUUCGAAACCCCUUGACUAUGUUGAGAUCACCAUGAUAACACAAGACCUCUUCACCUUAUUUGUGGAUGAAUUGAAGGAGAUAAUGCAUCGUGAUGUUACACGUCGGAUAGUAGAGGGAAAAGCAUUCAAAAUAUUUUCCUCUUGGUGGGACUCGACAGAAGAACCGUUGAAGACUCUGGAUCCACGGUUCACGACGACUGGCAAGUCGGAAUCCAUCGGUCUUGUGGGAGACCAUAAUGUCCCACCCCACGACGAUAAGAACGUACCUCCUGACUCCCAAAUCGUGGCCACCAAUAAUACAGCUUUGACCGGUGCAGUUUAUAGUGCCCCAUCUAUGCCUCAUCCUACUACCACAAGUUCGUACUUCACUUCGGGAUCAUCCGCAACUGUAUCCGGGGGUGAUGCACUUCAAGCUGGAUUUAAUAUGUUUGGAUUUGGAAUGUUCAGCGGUUUGCAUGCCACACUGCCGAAAAUCCGCCGUAAACCGCGUCCACCGAGUCCACAGAAUUUCGACCCGGAAGUUCGAGGUCCGAAUUAUUGUGGUAAAACCAUACAAUCUGAUUCCGAACCUGACCAGGAUCGUCACCGUAAUCGUCAUUCUGUACCACACGAAAGGCAACGUUCCGGAGGCAAGGGAAUCCCAUUUCAUAUGGACAGUUCUUCUGGUGACGAUGAAACCAAAUUGGCAUUAAAUCGAACCAAUAACCGACUAGCUCAACGUAAGCAACUAUGUAUAAUAAGUUUUGGUAACAUGCAUACUUCUUCUUGA